Molecule: messenger RNA, 1005 nt
Organism: Ctenocephalides felis (cat flea)
Lineage: Eukaryota; Metazoa; Arthropoda; Insecta; Siphonaptera; Pulicidae
Product: zwei Ig domain protein zig-8-like
Exons: 8
Coding region: 1-1005 (334 amino acids)
Biological process (GO): synapse organization
Cellular component (GO): neuron projection membrane
Source: RefSeq, a predicted model, not a curated record
AUGGAUAAACAUGAAGGACUUCAUAAGUUCUAUCUAAAAUUUUUGGUUCAAGCUAUUGCAUCAUCUAAUAAAACAGAAUCUGGUCAACUAUUUGUGGAUAAUACUCAAAUGCUGAAUGAUGCACCAGCAAACUACAAUUUUUUUUAUCAAAAUCCAACAAAUUUUGGUAAAGUGCAAGAUUUUGGUUCUUCUAUUUCUGGAACACCCGACAAUACUGUUAUAGUUGGACACAAAAUGGAAAAAACACCAUCUCCAACUAGUACAACAAUAGGUCCUUUUCCUGAAUUCGGUCCUGCUCCACGAAAUGUGGAGAGCUCUCCAGGACAAACCGCCCUGCUCCAUUGUAAUGUCAGGAAUUUGGGAGACAGAACGGUAUCCUGGAUUCGUGGCAGAGACCUCCAUAUCCUGACAUCAGGUCGAUUAACCUUUACUGCUGACCCCAGGUUCAGUGUCUCACAUACACCUGGAGACCUGUCUUGGGGUCUUGUAGUCAAAAAAGCGAAAUUAGAAGAUUCUGGAAGGUACGAGUGCCAAGUCAACACUGACCCUAAAAUCAACUACAAUGUCACUCUAGUCGUCAAAGAGCCUCAAAUGCAAGAUUCGCCCUACAUUUCAAGUACAGGGGCUGCCAUAUCAGGCCCUAGACUACAGACAGUAAAAAUAGGGUCCACUUUGACCCUGACAUGCUCUGCUCCUUUGUACAGACUCCAAAAAUCUUCCACAGGUCAAACUGAAAGACAGGUUACUUGGACUAAGGAUGGGCAACCUGUCAGCUUCCAGGCAGAAAGAGGUGGAAUAAGUGUAGAUACAGUUUGGAGCCAGGAUUUAGUUAGAAGUUCUUUAACAGUUGCCCUUGUAGGUCUUGAAGAUGCAGGAAGUUAUGCCUGCGCUCCACCUGGAGGUCCACCUGACAAAGUCGAAUUAAUUGUUGUCAAAGGUGAACAUACAGAAGCAAUGAAAGGUUCAUCUUCGGCUGAUUCCUAUUUGACUGUGAUAGAGUUCUAG